Molecule: messenger RNA, 1459 nt
Organism: Callorhinchus milii (elephant shark)
Lineage: Eukaryota; Metazoa; Chordata; Chondrichthyes; Chimaeriformes; Callorhinchidae
Exons: 3
Coding region: 753-1157 (134 amino acids)
Molecular function (GO): protein binding
Source: RefSeq, a predicted model, not a curated record
UUAUCAAAGUGAGUCAGCAUGGUUUUGUCAAGGGUAGGUCGUGCCGACCUAAUUUAGUUGAAUUUUAUGAGUAAGUCACUAAAGUAGUCGAUAAGAGAGUGUCGAUGGAUAUCGUUUACAAGGAGGUUCAGAAGCCAUUUUUUAAGGUUCCACACAAAAGAUUAUUAGAAAAAGUCGAAGCGUCCGGAAUCGGAGGUAACCUUGUGAUGUGGUUUCGCAAUUGGUUGGGAGGCAGAAAACUAAGGAUAAGGGAACGUUCUCUGAUUGCGGGGACGUGACACGUGGUGUCCCCAAGGGAUAUGUUCUGGUACCACAGCUUUUUGCACAAAUAUAAAUGACUUGAAUAAAGAAAUAGAAAGUUUUGUAUCCAAGUUUGGGGAUGACACUAAGAUAGGAGGCUCAGCAAGUAGUGGAGGUGGGAAUAUGAAGUUACAGACUGACUUAGACAGACAAAGUGAGUGGGCAAAGCUAUGGCAGAUGGAGUUCAAUGUAAAGAAGUUGGAGAUCAUACGUUACGCGCAGAUUACUUGCUUAACGGGGAGAAAUUAAGAGCUGUGGAAGAGCAAAAAGAUUUGGGUCUCUAUAUCCACAAAUCUCUAAAACCAAGUACAAAAACUAAUGAAAAAAGCAAAAGGGUAUUUUUGUUGAGAAAUCCCGGUAUCGAGCCGAUUAUUAUCUUCGCUAUAAAACACAAGCUCAUUGGCAGCCUGUAAGACAAGGAGAAAGACAGGGCGAGAGAAACAGACAGAAGAAUGACGGCACUUCAGCGCACAGUCAAAUAUGAUCUGUUUCAGGAGGUGGGUGUGGCCCUCGCGAGGCAAUCUGAAACCCCAAAGCCUCAGGAGGGGGUGAAGUUGACGGCCUAUCACCUCCACCCUGGGGUGUCUGACCCGCUGGUCUCCAGCGCCCGCAAAUCUCUCCCGAACAUCACUGUCUGUGUGCAGACAUGCGAGGGGAAGCAGAGGGCUCUGCAGAUUCCAAUGCAUAUGAGAGUCUACGAGCUGAAGAACGCGAUAUCCCGGGAAAUGGGAAUCCCGGUAGAAUCCCAGAUCCUCUACUGGAAAUCUUCGGAGCUGGAGAAAAUGAAGAAGCUUUGCGACAUUACCAUGAAGGACAGCAUUUGCGUCACGGUGGUGCACAAGUGCCUCGGAGGCUGAUGUGUGGAGACUGCAUCUCUCACUUCCCCAUCCUGUUUGUGCUCGCUUUCUCCACACUGGAGAUUUCUGCUCUAACGCCUCUUCCCGGCUCUCUCUCUCUGCACUUGUGCUCGGUAUCCCGCACUGAACCUGUAUUCUCUAACCCCAUUCCCCAGAUCACUCCGUCUCCCUCUCUGUCAUGGUUUUGCUAAUGAUGCCGAUAAUAGAUUGUGUUUGACACUUUUGCUGUUGGGAGAUUUUCUCGAUGCAUGUUAUGUGCCGUGAUUAACGAUUAAGGAUUAAAUAUGUGAACAUAGAAGAUA